GAGCCAUUUCUGCGAGGACACGCCGGCCGGUCUCCAUCGACGUCGGUUUCUGCGAUCGAGCUGCUGACGGACAGCCACCGGAAACGCGUCAGAUUCGCGCAACAGCGCCGCGUUUGAGUCGUCAGAGGGAAGACAGACGGAGAAAAGUAGAGAAAGAGAGGGAGAGCGAAAAAGAAAAAGAGAAAGAGAGAUCGCACACACAGUCGUCGCCUAUCCGCGGAUCGAGCGGCUCGCAGUCGGCCAGUUGAGGCGCGAGGAAGCCAGCAGCGGAAAACAAAAGAAGGUGCCAAGUCCGUCGAGACUCGAGGACCGAUCUCGUCGCAGAAGUCGUCCAAGGACCCCGUGCUCUCUCAACUCCGUGCAUUUCCGCCUCUCGCGUGUGCAGCCCGUGACCCACACGCGAUCCGCGAUUUCAUCUACGUCGUGUCCGGGAUCCAGCUGCAAGAGUUACACAUCCGCGUUAUCGUCCCAGCAAGGAUAUAUCAUUGGAGAGGACGCCUUCGCAGGUCUCGCUUCGAUCUAACCCGCGCGCGAUUUCUGCCAACUAUCGCCGCUACCAUACACAUACGACUCCGUAUUCCUCCCGCUCGUCCUCUACAUUGGAUCGACCGCUCUUUCUCUCUUUCUCUUUUUCUUUUUCAUUCUCUCUUUCUGUGAUCCCAUCGUGUCGUGUCGUGUCGUGUCCGCGCGUCCAAAUUACUUCCCACCGGGUCCACGUAGACCCCGCGAGUCUACGACGAGAUCAGUACUCGGGGGAAUCGGAUACGCGAGUUCGCGCGCGCGCGCACGCGCAUCCGAAUUGUCGUUUUCGUCGAGCCUGAUAUACACGUGACCGAGCCGCGAACUCGGUAGAAGCCGGCAUCAUAGCGUCGAGAAGCGAGCAGCAGCCAGCCACCAUGUCAAAGCUCUACGUGGGCAAUCUGCCGUCAGAUUGCAACGAGAGCGCUCUCAGACAACUCUUCCAGGAGCACAGCUUGGCAUGCACCACGAUUUUGGUGAAACGCGGCGGCUACGCCUUCGUCGACUGUGCCGAUCAGUCCACAGCCGAUCGGGCGAUCGACAAGCUGAACGGAUAUACCUAUCUCGGAUCCUCGCUUGUUGUAGAGCCGUCCGUGGCCAGUGCAUCAAAGAAACGGGGUAGCGGCACCGCCCUACCAGAAUCUCCGGUCGGCCAGGUCGGCAACGGAUGGAGCAGCAGUGGGGUUUCCAAAGUCCUCGUGAGCAAUCUACCGGUUCAAUUACGAUUAGAGGAGCUGGAUCUGCUGUUCUCCAACUACGGCCAGGUCCAAAACAUCGAAAAAGUGCCGUCGCGGGAUCCGAAUACAACGAGCGUGCUCAUUAGCUAUGAGACGCAAGAGCAAGUACAACAGGCUGUGAACCAGUUAAAUGGCUACGAUUUCGACGGCAAUCCGCUAAAAGUGGAGAUGUCCUCGGCGGAGAGCCGACGCAGGGGCCGCAGCCAGCGCGCCGGCGGCGUGGCCUUCUCCGGGCUGCCGGGUUCCGGUCGUCAGACCGAUUUCCCGCUGCGUAUUCUCGUCCAGUCUGAUAUGGUGGGCGCGAUAAUCGGUCGACAGGGUACCACCAUACGGCAGAUCACGCAGCUGACGCGCGCCCGGGUCGAUGUGCACCGCAAGGACAAUGUCGGCUCUCUGGAGAAAGCCAUCACCAUCUACGGCAAUCCCGAGAAUUGCACCAACGCCUGUAAGAAGAUCCUGGAGGUCAUGCAGCAGGAAGCCAACAACACGAACAAGGGUGAGAUCACCCUGAAGAUCCUCGCGCACAACAAUCUCAUCGGUCGAAUCAUCGGUAAGGGCGGUAACACAAUCAAGAGAAUCAUGCAAGACACCGACACGAAGAUUACCGUCAGCAGUAUCAACGAUAUCAACAGCUUCAACCUCGAGCGCAUCAUCACGGUUAAAGGAUCAAUUGAUAACAUGAGCAAAGCCGAGUCCAUGAUUUCCAGCAAGCUGCGUCAGAGCUACGAGAACGAUCUGCAAGCUAUGGCUCCUCAAAGUAUGAUGUUCCCCGGACUACACCCGAUGGCCAUGAUGUCUACCGCCGGUAUGGGCUACAGCUCCCGUGGACCCGGCCUAUACGGCUCGGGACCCGCCCCAUAUCCCUACCAGAGCAGUCUGCCUACUCAACAAGGCGUCCCCGCCAGCGAUACCCAGGAGACGACUUUUCUCUACAUUCCCAACAACAGCGUCGGCGCCAUUAUUGGCACCAAGGGCUCGCACAUUCGUAACAUAAUCAGAUUCUCCGGUGCGAGUGUGAAGAUCGCUCCUCUUGAGCAAGAUAAGCCGGCUGAGCAACAGACUGAGAGGAAAGUCACCAUCGUCGGCUCCCCGGAAUCUCAGUGGAAGGCUCAGUACUUGAUCUUUGAGAAAAUGCGUGAGGAGGGAUACGUCGCCGGCACUGAAGACGUCAGGCUGACCAUCGAAAUUCUUGUGCCCAGCACUCAGGUCGGCCGCAUCAUCGGCAAAGGCGGUCAAAACGUAAGAGAACUGCAGCGCGUGACCGGAAGCGUUAUCAAAUUAUCAGAACAGCAAGCGACUCCUCCUUCAGCUGAAGAAGAAACAACAGUCCAUAUAAUUGGACCCUUCUUCUCUGUUCAGUCGGCACAGAGACGGAUCCGCGCUAUGGUACUGCAAUCUGGCACUCCUGGUGGAACUGGUGGUGCUGGCUCACGCGCCGGUCGCGGUAGCAGCCAGGAAGGCGCCUCCCGUUCUAAAAGAGAUGGCAGCGCUACUUCCCAAAGCGGUACGACAUCACAACCUGGUUCUCAACAACAAUCAGUCGGCUCGCCAUCGAGCCAACAGCAGCAGCCGCAGCCUCCAUCAUCGCCGCAGUAAUAUUAACAUCGAUGACACCGACCUGACGCGGACCGACGCUACAAACGCCUAUCCGCUUUAUUCGCCGAAGUGGCCUCGUCGUCGCUUUGACAUUCUCUCUCGUCGAGAGGCUGAGCUUUAUCGCGACUUUCUCCUCUCGCGGGGCGCGCGCGACCCUCCCCGACGGGGGAGGACUUCGAACGAGGGUGUGCGACGCGCAGAUCGCGACGGGAAGACGCGCAGCAACGUUCUGAGAAUUAACUCGACCGAGAUACACUAACAAGGUUCGCGGACUCUUCUGACUCCGCAGAAUAAUUCUUAGUAGUAACAGUUCUCGUGCUCGGGCUGCGUAGGCUCGGGCUGCGUAGAUCAGUUCCAGGAACGAUCUGCAAGUCUCAACUCGACGAGUCAACGCGAGAAUUCUAAAAGUGCUCGAGUCGACAAUUUGGAGAGUUAAUUCUGAGAAAUUGAAUGAUGAAUUUUAAUUCCAAAGAUUCUAAUUCCGAGGCUCGACUGUUGUGAGCCAAUCUAAAGAGUCAACGAAGGCCGCCCGGGCCCUCCGUUCGGUCUAAAAUGAAUGCGUUCAUCGCGAUCGUUAAUCAUGUGCGAAUGAUUAAUUUAUUUUAGGUAAAGUGUCCUUAUUGACAAUGAGGACGCACACGAAUGUUGCGAAUAAUCAAUCGCAUUGGGAUUGAAUUGAAACGAUUGCGAUUCUCGAGAGGUAACUCAAACGCAAAGCACGAAAUAGUAGACGAAGUAAAGACGAAGCCGCGACCGAUCGGAGGAGCACCGAGUGUAUAUACUAUCGAAUCUGGCUUUGUCUAGGCAGGCACUGCCCAUACGUGAUCGCUGACUCUCACGACAAACUCCCGUUCUCGUUGACGAGGAUCGUGGCGUUUUCCCCUUCGCUCUACGCGUCGCGCCUGCGUCCCGCGCGCACAUCCUCUGCGAUAGCGACGAAGCGACAACACACAGCCGCGCACGACAAUUUCGCAGCGCUAAAACGAAACUACCGCCGCCGAUGAAAUAGGACACUUCGACGAGAAACAAACUGAUUUAAAAAAAAAAAAAUUGAAAAAAAAGAAAAACACACACAACCUUAUUACCUCAUUGCAUUACGGUUAAAGAUUUAAUACGAAAGUGAAAUGCGCGGGAGAAGCGAUAAACCGAUUAAUCUAAAAAAAAAAAGAAAAAGUCUAUCUAAUAUUAAAGUUAUUAAUAAUAUACAGAGAAGUUAAGUGACAAUUACAUAUUAUGUUAUAUCUGUUACUACUACUGCAACUAUUACUAUUAUUAUUACCUACCUACUACUAUUAUCGCUAUAUACUAUUUACUUCUUACUAAUACAGGAGGAAAGCGGUUUUUCUUAAAAAAAACAAAAAAACAAAAAAACAAAAAAAAAUAAAAAAACAGAUCAGGUACAGUUUUUUUAUACACACAAUUCUGAGACGUUGAACGAUAAUACGAGACUUAAAUAAUACCGAGAUAAUCCGUGUACCACCACGGAACGGCGACCCAUUGCCGGUCGUAGACAUACGCCAGGAUGCCUCAGGAGGAGAAGAGAAUAGAAGCGACCCCCGCGCCCCAACCCGCCCCUCCUCGCACGUAAUACCAAAGAAGCGACUAUGAGUUAUUUCGUAUUAGUGAAGUGAAAUGCGUCGUGUACGCUCUAUUCGCCUCAAGUUCCUCAUCAAGAGCCACGAAAGUGAGAGAGGGAGAAAGAUGUGUAGAGAGGGAUCAGAUACGUGAAAGUGAGAGGGGAAAAAUCGACAAGUAGCCAUAAAGAUGUCGAAGACAACGCCGACGAGACAUCGAGUCGCUUGGCACGAGUGAUUGGUGAUGAAGAUGAACGAAAAAAGAAACAGAAGGAAAACGAAAAGGGGAAGAAAGAGAAAGGAGACGAAAGUCUGAUCGUGCAGUAACCAUAUCGAUACGACACGGAUGCCGUUUUGUGCCACGUUUUCAACAAGCGUUACUGAAGGACGUUUCUCGAGCACGCGGAAAGAAAGAAAAAGCGACUGUCGGUACGCAACGAAUAAUAGCGAGCGAAGGAGAAAGAUAGAGAUAGAGACACAAAGAAAGCACAAACGGCGAGCGAAGGAGGGGACGUAAGGGAUAAAAAGUGAACCGACAAAACUUUUCAGGGAUUUUUACUUUUACCAUGAAUGUAAUAAUGUGUGAGUGUGCGUGUGUUGAAUAAUAAUUAUUAAUUGAUAAGUAAUUUGAUUACUGAUUAGAAGUUAAACGGCGAGGAAAGGCGAAGGAGAGAAAGAGUAAGGGAGAAUUAGACUUAAUGUGAGAUGGGCAGGAGAUGAAAGGGGUGAGAAGAAGAAUGGAAAGGGACGACGGGAGAGCGAGGUGUCGCGACAUUUAAUCGCGACGACAUUUACUCUCGCUGCGGAUGGUGUGUCGCCGAGACGAGCGUCGAGACGGAGCCUCCGCGAAGCGUCCCCCGGCGAGCCUGCGAACCCCGUAAUUUUUGCAAAUUAUAGCUGUUAGAGGCACGCAAGAUCGACCGGGCGCGGAGAACCGCGGAGCUUAACGAUCUCGAUCUCGCAUCGAUAUCGCGACUCGCAACGCGUAUAAUCGGCCAUUAUUAUCCCGUUGCACAGAGCCAAAAGAUUCCUUUCGGGCUCGAGGAUACGGAGAGACGGAAGGAAGAAAAAGAGAAUGGCGCGCGAUUUCGCGUCCAAGUCCUUCUUCAACGGUGCUGUCGCGCCAUCGAAGGCGACCUCGAGCCUUGCUCUAGCUGAUAUACUGGUGAUCGAGUCACGCAUCAGAGUCGCUAUGUCGAGUUCUGAAGACAUUCCGAAGUGACGCUUUUAGAGCGGUAUGGGGAAGAGAGAGGGAAACGGAAAAAGAAGAGUGAGGUUUCAGACGAUUGAUCGCGCGACAGGUAGAUGAGGCGGAGGCAGCGAGACGGGAAACGCGAUGAAUCAAAUCAGAUUCGGCGUCGAGAAAAUCGACCCUGCAGAGUGCUCCUUAAGCAUGACCAAGGAAAUUCAACAAAUACAAACGGACUAAUCAAUCACGGCGCACGGUCUCGCGCCGAUCCGAGCUCGAUCGUUCUCUAAAAGAUUUCAAAGAACCUUGCGAACGUCGAUUUCGUUGUCUCUCGUAAUUACCUGGAUCGUCAAGUAAUUAUCACACGAGUUUAUCGUCCGGCAGGAAUGCGGGACUUUGUUUUUCACGAUCGAUCGACAGUUAUCGAGCUCGUAUCGGCGCGCGACCGAGGCGGCAUCGGUAUCGGCACGUGGAAUGCCCCAUCGGGGCACCCACGUCUGGCGACACGACGGGCCCCACGGGCCCGCCGAUUUACACUCUCGGCGUUCGGUAUGCGUUUAGUACAAAGCUACACGAGGUGUUAAGGAUAAAUAAGAUAAUCGAGAUUUAAAAGAGAUAUUGGAACGAGAGAUGAAAGAAGAUGUAACAACGUGUGCUUAAUCGAUCUUUAUUCUUUUUUUUUUUAAUAUUAUUUCUUUUGGAAAAGACCGAAAAUUAAAUUUCUAGAGUGUGUGAAUAUUGUUUCGCGAAUGUUAAUCGAUAAGAAUAGAAUUCUUUGGAGCGGACGAAGACGCGCAUUGCCUUGUUGCGUUAUUUUCGAUUUUAAUCACUAAAUAUGUGAGUAACCGAUUUGCAUUUAGCUUUUUCGAACCGAUAACAUUUGUUUGUAAAACUAUAAAAAAUAUUAACUAAUUUUAAUCGUUAUUUAUGUUAAUUUUUUGUUUCUUCUAAGCUAUGGAUUUAGAAAAAGAUGUAAGAUCAAUCGAUCUAUGUUUCUUUAAAUUAAUCUAAUUUCAUCAUCGAUUAUUCAUUCUUGAUUGAUUUGAUCGAGUUUAUCUUUUUUCAAUAAAUUAAAAAACGGUUUUUAUAAACAUUGGUUAACGCUAACCAUAAUUUAUAAUCGGCUCUUUGUUUUUUUUUCUCAAUACAGCAAAAAAGAUAAAGAUAAAGGUCAAGUUAUAACCUCAAGACUAGACUUAACGAUGAAAUAAAGUUUAUUCGCGCAAUAAAAAUUCAAUUCUCAACUUUUUCUAAAAAAAUAAUAAGAAUAAGAAUUGAUUAAAUACGUAAUAUUUUUCCGCUUUCAUUCCCUGUCUUUAAAAUCUUGAGGUCUUAAUUCCGAUUUGUAAUCUCGGUUAAUUUUAACUCGUGUUUAUAAAAGUGGAUAUAGAAGCUCGAUAAGGUAAUUGAAUGUUUAUCUGUUAAUAGAUCUAAAGCUUAGAUGAAACAAAAUCUUAAUUUUUUAAAUGAAAAUUAAAUAUAAUCAACAUUUUUGUGUAUAUAAGAAAUUUAAAUACAAAAUUUAACUGUUCGAAAACAAAGCGAGGAUCGGUUACAUAUCUAACGCCGAAGGCGCGACAAGAAUGCAAGUCUUCUUUUCCGCUGCAUCGUGCAAGGAUAAAGCGUCGAGCUAGCACACGAGUAAAGGAGAACAAAAAAAAAGAAAAAAAAUCGAAAAUAGAAUGAAAGAGGAAAACGAGUCUGAAAACGUAGAUUUAUUUUUGAUACAUUGUUGGGGAGACUCCAAGUGAAUCUUUCUUUUUCAAUUUUUUUUGUUAGAUGUUUUUAAUAACUUAAUGAAUUUUUACGAUAUUAAGGUGAGAAAACAAAGAGAGAGAGAGAGAGAGAGAGAGUUUUUUUUUAAUGUAAGAUAAGAAAGAGAGAGAGAGAGAGGAGUGGCAAAAUGAAGUAAUUUUCGCGGGAAAACGGAUAAAUUAACGUUAUAGAGAGAGGAUUAUAAGAGUUAAUCGGGGGGAUGAGGCGCGCAGCUUUUUGCGCUGUGCUCGCUCGCUUUUAGGUGGGGGGGGGGAGAAAGAUUACGACGUGAAGGAGAUUUUUUAGUGGGAUAUAAAUUUGUAUAUUAUAUUUAAUAAUAUAUUUCGAAGAAGCGGCGGUCGCGGGUCUGCUUGGCGAGGCCGUCGGCGAGAUGGGGCCCGGGCCAGGAACCUCGUAGUUUUAUGCGAGGGACCUCGUUCGCGUCGUACCACCGUAGAGGAGUACCCUCGCCCAGACCCGUGCCACGUGAUUAUUUAUCAAGCGUAAAUAUUUAAAUGAUGAGAGAUGGAGGGAGGAGUAGUGAGAGAGAGAGGGAGAGAUUUGUAUUAAAGCUUGUAAAGAAGAAAGAAGUUGCGAAACGGAAGAAAGUGCCAAGGGACAAGAGAAACACGUUUGCAAAACUAAGUACAACACACAAGCAAUAGAUUGCCGCAUAGAACAGGAUGCAACGAUAACAGAGGCAAAAAUGCAAGAAAACAAUAACAGUGAAGCGCAGAUAUAAUAAGCAAAGGGAAGGAUACAGAAUGGGAGAUAGCAAAUACGGAAUCAAGCCCUCGUUUAUUCUCACGGUCGACGAAAUCAUUUACGCUACUUUGAGACCAAUGUCAUAUCACGCGUCAUCUUUUUGAUUUCCUUUUUGGCCCGUACUUUCAAAAUUUUUCGAGUCGAUGAAGGGAGAACAGUCCGGACACUUGAGAGAAGAAGCACGACGCGAAGCGAGACACGCGAAUCGCCCCUAUCACAGAGACUCGUCGUCGCUGAGGAGAGGUCCACGAGGGACGCGAUACACUCCGUCCGGGACCUCGUCGAGUCGGCCUUUCGACGAGUACCAUCGCCCACCCGCCCUCUUUUGGAAUAUCUCUUUCUAAAUUGAGCGAAUGAAGCUUUUGCUCCGGGAAAAAACGCGGCGUCCGACGGAUUUCAACGAGAGAAACAGGCUCUGUUAUUUAUUUUUCAUAAAAACACGUCGUGUCGCCGGUAUAAUCUGGCGCACAAAGAAAAAUUGGAAUGUUGCCUCAAAAUUGUACAAAAGUUUAGAUAAAGGUAGAUUAGCGUUCACUAAUGUGUAUAUAAAUUUGCGAAAUUUAUGAAAAACGUUAAUCGCUGCGUUCUUCCCGCAGACAGAUCGAUGUGUGCCCCCGCAUACGAAAACUCACGCCUUUCGCUCGUUCAUCGAGUCUUUCAGUUUGGAUACUUUUGUUGGGACAAAUUUUUAGAGAAAAGUUUCAGAUCACAAAAGAUAUAAAAAGAAAAGAAGGAAAAUUUAAAAAGAGGUAGAAGAGUUGUACCUUUCAGAAGACAGCAAACAGAAACAGCCUCUUUGGUCAGGAAGAAGGAAAACAUUAUUCGGCCGAUUCCUCAAGCAUUCAGAAAACGUGCUAAAAUUAGAAAAGAAAGACAAAGGGAGAGAGAGAGAGAGAGACAACCCGCUCGCACGCUCGAGAGAAAGAAAGAGAAUGUACAAAUCAAACAAAAUAACAAACGAUGAUAGAUGAAAUUAUUAAUAUAAUAAUAAUAACUUAAAGAAGAAAGAAAAUUUUUAACGUUAUAAAUUAUUGCGCGCGCCCGCGUGGCGCACGAAAAGUUAGAGGCGAGAAAUAUAACUUAAUCUAUACUGGUAGAGAUAUCGACAAACAAAUGUACAAAAUCGAUUUAUUGCUAAAUGUUAGUAUUCUAGAGUAUUUUACUGUCGAAGAUCGCGUAAAAAGUGAAGAUUAUACUAAGCUUGGCUAAGAUGGUUCUAUCCUGGCAGAUUAAGCUAAAAAUAGGAGAUUCGAGCGAAAAAGAAUAAAAUUUAACGUCAUUCCGCCGAAUGAAGAAGACAAAAAAAUAUCAUCGUCAUACAAAAAGAAAGACAACACAAAUUGGAAAAAUCAAUCAGUAUAAAAAAGAAAGAAAGAAAACAUUUCAACUACCUACAAGCCUCGAAAAAUAACAAGUACUCCAUUUUUCUUUGUACGAACGCGCGUUCUAACAUCGUCAACGUGUCUCCAAUGACUCUCGCACAAUGUAGUUUUUAUUCGAUCUUCCGUUCUUUCAUUAGAUGCAGACUUGUAUUGCUACAUCAAUAAAGAAUCGACGUUUUCUGCAGGACAUCGCCGAACAUUCUUCAGCAAGUUGAACAGAACUCGCACAAAACGCGUGGCGAUGAACGACAAUUAACACGCGCACCGUAUCACUUACGAGAGUGAAAUCGCAAGAGGAAACAAAAAGUGCACAGACGGCAGAAUCUCAGGCGAACACGCCUGCGAGCGAGAAAAGGUAUUUAACAAAAAAAAAAAGGAAGAAAAUAAAGAGAGCGUCUAACGCGUAACAACUACGCGAUUCGCAGUAUAUAUCGGACUUUCCACGAAGAUACACUCAGACAAGAGAGAGAGACAGGAAGAAAGAGUCAGACGAACGAGAUGCUCGAGCCAGGAUGCUCUCGUUUUCAUUGGUCGAUCAAUUGCAAUCCAGGAUCAGUCGUGAACGCAGCACAACUCUCUGCGGACGGCAUCCAGAUGCGUCCGAUCAUCAAAACCAAUACGCAUACAAUAGGAGUUCCUCCGAAGUAGGAGUUUAGAGCCCUUCUCUUAUCGAGACACCUACCGAUGACGAGCCUUCGAGGAGCGACGAAAGCGCCACUCGAUCCGAUAAAAAUCACGAAUAACGACCGGACAACUCUCUCGCGAACCGGCGCGCACCUUCCAAGAAAGGUGGAAAAGAGUGGUUGGAAUUUCGAUCGAUUUGGUCGGUACUUCUCGACUUGGCAGCAUCGCCAUAGGAGGAACAUCCCUGUAAUACACAGUAGCGCAUAGCACAUCCGGAAAUAGAAUGGGGAGAGAAAUGUAGAAGCAACGUUUCUCUCGACCGACAUUAUUCCGCAUUACUCUCUCACCGACAUUACUCACGAUUCACCGACAAGAUAUAUUGAUAUAUAAAAAAAAAUAUAUAUAUAUAUUUACAUAUAAGUACAUGUAUUCCGGCAUGCAGAAUCCGAACGAUCGAUCCCGCGAUCGCGUUCGCCAGCAACGCUUAGAGAAAGACAACUCGCGUCCAGGGUCGCGCGACCGCGGCCCGUUUGGAACUCAAACAGAUUGCAGGAUACUUGUCUUUAAUUAAUAAUAGCGACUAAUAAGUAAUAAUAGCGAUAAGAGGUGAUUUAAACCGAUUUUUAAUAUUAAAUACGCGUCACGCGCUUCUCGCUCGAAAACGGGACGAGGAUCGCGUUCGCGUUCGCGUUCCAAGUUUGGGGGGUGAUUGACAAAAGCAAAAGUAAAACAGAAAUGGCAGAUUGCAGCCAGGAGAGGUAGAUUAUUUUGGGCUUUAGUAUUAGGGUUUCGAUAGAGAUUUGGAGUAAGUGCGAUUUCGGGUGCAGGAAACGGUGAUAUAAGGCCGCCGGAAAAAUUUUCUAAGGGAAAAGUAGUCGCUCUUUUCGGAUUUUACUCGCGAGUUUCGUUCGAGGAUGGGGACCGUUUCGUUACUGGCGCGUACUCACGUUCCUCGAUGAACUGACGAUUAUUUUCUGAAAAUACGCGAUGAGCGCGACCGGACGUCGCAAAUUCAUCUCGAAGCUAUCUGAAUAAAUUGCGAAUUGAUAUUACACGAUAAUAAUCGAAUAUAAUCGGAAACUCAAUAGUUAUCGGAAAUGGUUAGAAACAAUUGCUCUGCAUCAGUAAUGAAAUAUUAAAGAUCAUACGGAAGCCUCCUUUUUAUCCAGAUACUUUGAGAGAGUGCGCGACCGGACGUCCGCUUGGGAAAAAUCAAAUGGGGACGAUCGGUAUUUUCGGCACAGGAAACAUUUCUGGGACCGGGCACGUGGCGGCAAUCGAAGGCCUUAUUAUACACACUUGGGCAUUGUUAUUACUGUGACAGGUUGAUAUCGCUAAACAGAUAGUAUAUCAGAUAAGCUCCUUGGGCGUGAUGUCGCGCCUCCAAAUGAUAGGGACAGUGAAAGAUGUGAGAAGAAUGUGGCGCUUAUUAACGCUAAGAGAGUGAAGCAACGUAUGCGUGGAAGAUGUAAUGUAAUUCGUAAGGUGAUCUAAGCGAUGCUAGAGAAGUAGAGUGUGACAGAGAGUAAAAAUGGAGAAGUAAUGACGACGGUGGGAGCCCGUUGAAGGGACUUCCGGUGUAUUAUCUAUUAUUAUCCUAUUGUUGCCAAUAAUGGGCAUUAUGAUGAAGAGCCGCGCGGAUAUGUAACUUAUUCUCUACACUGCAUUUACCCUUCCCCCGAUGAUCCCCGAGAAAUAUACCUAUGUAUACAUAGUUACGCAGCGCAUAUACACUAUACAUCUGUUGUACAUAGAUAUAUAUUAUAUGUAAAGCUUAAACUUAAUUAACGUGAGGCGGAUGAUUAGUCGACGUGCCAGCAGAUUAAGUGCAACCCGUAAAUAGCCGUUCGUCGAACGGGGCGAAUGAAGCGAGUGAAUGAGAUUGAGAGGAAGCAAAAGCAAGAGUACGUACGUAUGUGUGUGUGUGUGUGUGUGUGUGUGUGUGUGUGUGUGUGUGUGUGUGUGUGUGUGUGCGCGCGCGCGAGUGAAUGAGUGAGAAAGAGAGAGAGAGAAGAUGGGAGAACAGAAAAAUUGAGCGACAUUUUUGUACGCAGUUUUCCGCACAGGUGUGCCUCGUCUCAUUUUGUUACCGAAUUUUUGCGACUGAUUAUAUAUGCUAAGGAAUGAUCACAUCCGCAAAAAAAAAAAAACGAUUGCACAGUAGAAAAUCGUCUAUUCUAUCGAGAUAUCGAAACAAGACGUUUAACUUUCGCGCUGUUUACACACGAUGAGUUUCCUUAGAAAUUACUCGGUACGAAGCAUUCUAUUUGUGCUUCAAUAUCGUGAAAAAAUUGGAAAAUAUUUCACAAGUGAAAUAUAAAGAUUGCAAACUUCCAUUAUUGUGGAAGAAGAAAUAAUAAAAAGCGCGAUUUUUCUCACGAAAGAAUGGACAGUUUUUCUGCCGUGCGAUCAGGUUCGACGUGAGGUACGAUCUAUCGAUUGUUCUUCACGAUAGUAACUAUAUCUGACAUAUAAGGCUGUUCAACACUGCCAACACUGAGAUGAGGCGACUGAUCGGACGCUGGAGGCAAUGUCGAGAAUGACGAGAUUAAUAAUACUAAAACCCAAAAUAGCCGUUUCCGGGAGAAAGCGAGAAAGCUCCGCACACGGAGUGGAAACAUCCCGCAUACAAAAGAAGGAAGCAAAUUCUUUUUUUUUUUUCUUUCCUUUCACUCCGUGUUUGCGCGAGAGGAAUGAAUAAACAGGGAAUUUACGUAAUACCAUCGCUACCUCAUAAGUUUUACAAGAAUUCUAUGAAAUUAAAAGAAACGAAAAGUGAAAAAAAUGCUGCCAGGCGCACAAAAAAAGAGAGAAAAGAAUAGUUGUUCGCGUUUUUCUUCCGUAUUUUUAAUCUUGGUUUUUUUUCUUUAUUUCUUAUUUUUUGUCUUUGUUUAUUCACUUGUUGCACCGAGCAAGAAAAAGAAGAUAGAAUCAGCUCCGGCAGAACGCUCGAGCGAUCGGCGGAAGGACUUCUUCGGAACACGAUUCGGGAACAGGGCUCUUGUUCUUCGCUCACGCGUUAUGUUCCGUUGUUAAUUUUCCUUUUUUUUCUGCCAUUCUAGUUUUCACAUUCGUGCGUGAUGCGCUUGUUCAUUCUUCCUACGGUUACGAUGAAAAUGUCGCGCUGUCGGUCCGUAUACGCGGAUGUACAACACAGCUGUCCGUAGAUCACGCGCGUGCGAUUUUCCCUGCUUGCGGUGAUACCGAUUUUUCGAAACGACGCAUACACUCCCGGGAAAAAAGGAACACUAUGUUUUAUACCGAAUAUAAUACAGCGUUAUACUACCGCCGAUAAUCGCUCAGACGCCGCUUUUAGCCCGGCAGUGGUAUCAUUUGUCUUCAGGUGCUCUUUACGUUAAUUGAGAUAUAUAUAUCUCUAUCUAUAUCAAAAUAGUAGAGAUAUAUAUAUCUCUACUAUAUAUAUAUAUAUAUAUAUAUAUAUAUAUAUAUAUAUAUAAAUAUAUACAUAUAUAGUAAGGCGACUAUAUAUUAGUGCAUAUCGAUCAUGUUCCGUUUAUUUUAAACAAUAAAUAAUAAUGCAAAAUAUAUGUAUACACGUACGUAACGUACCAUCGAUUUUUUUCCGAUCACUGAAUUCCAUUUGGCGUGAAUGAUGAACCGUGCCCGAUCUAAGCACGCGUCUUAACUGAAAAGAUACAAAAUUUAUUCAGAUAUAAGGAAAUGUUACUUGCUAAUAAAAUAACGAAUAAACACGAGUUGUGCUGUAAUCCAAUAAUGAUACACGAACACAUUUGGGACGCUGACUCGCGAUGACUCUUUCCUAAGGAGAAGCCGCGGAAAAAAAUCUUCACGGAAACCGCCAACAAUAAUCCUGGGCUGUACCACUGCCGGGUUAAACGAUCUGCUUUUCAACGUUAACCUCCGGCCACAAUGACCACAUACAGCAAGUCGAAACGCACGUUGUACAUAUGUACAUGUGUACAUAAAAAAAAAAUGCUCUGUACAUACAUUGCCGCGAGUCGAACGAAUUCUGGUGAAAUACUUACGUUUACGAUCUCUCGCUUCCUUACCUCGUAAUCCUCAUAAUAUCCAGACGAGGAUAUCGAUCGUAAUGAGUCACGUCGACGUACGCACGGUGAUUUAAACGGGACCACUACUCAUAACGAAAUUGAACGCGCAUCGCGGAAUUUUUAUUGCAUUCUGUAAAUUGAAAGAUGGGCUCUUCGAGCUCGACCUAUCAUCCUUGUACAUGAUCACGUCCGACCAGACUCGAACAUAUCUUUUGGAUCCGUCUUGCCCUUGAAAUAAUAGUCGCAGUAUAAAAAUCGUAGAUAAUUGUAUAAUAAAAUCUUAUAUAUUCGCGAGUGAGAUGGGAUUGUAAUUAUCCUUCGACAAUAUCCGCAAUUUUUCAAAAUUGUUUACAAUUUAAAUCUUACGAGCACAUGACAUAUUCAAUAAGGUUAGUAAAAUUUUUCGAUCGAGGCAACACAUUCAUGUAACAAUUGCUCAUCGCGUCUGCGAUGUGACUGCCGUGAUUAUCGGUGCGAGAUUUUUCUCAGGAUUCUCUCGACUCGCGGCGCAAUUCGCUUUGUGAUUUCUCGUCCGUAUCAACACAAUGGCGAGAAUAAAUUAAAUAUAGAGAAAGCGAAUCGAGGAAAGAGAACAGCAGUAGAAGAUGCAACCAAACGUGCAACUUUUUUCAACAACAUGCAAGCAGUCCAUCGAGAUAAAAAGCAAUGAGUGAAUGAGAUGUCGCUCUUCCAACAAAGGAAAAAGGAACAUUCAAAUAUCUUUAAAGAUAAAUUAAAUUAUAAUUUUGAGAAUAUAAUCAAAGCGUUAAUCUUCAUCCCAAAGAAUUCACGAAGGACUUGGUUUGAAUUUUCAAGUAUUGCAAUUAUUAGAGGAUAUUGAAUUAUAGGGAUUAAACGCUAAAAGAAACUUUUGGAAUAAUCAAAAUCAGCAACAAUCUCCAUCGAGGAAGAGAUCAAUUUGGACCCUCAAACAUUUGUUUCGGAAAUGAAGAUCGCAUCAAUCACGAGUCAAAUUGAUAAUUUCAAGAUAAUCAAAGUGGAAGAAAACAAGAAGAUGCGGCCAUUAUGAGUCUUCGAACAAUUUGGAAAGAAAAAAAAAUCUAUCAGGGAUUAGAUUAAGAAUUUUAAUAUAUAAUCAAACUAAAACAGAAAAUUGACAGAUGUUAAGCUGAGAUCGUUACUACGCACGACGCUUCGAUGACGAUCGCGCGAAUUCACAAAAAGAUAAAAUUGCCACGACGAGAAAGGUUUGCUAAAUUAACCGCAAGUAAGCAUUUAAACGCUGUAAUAGAAAAAGGAGCAGGGCAUAGCGAAAGAAAGCAAAACAAACGUAAGAGAGGAGCAGUUACGGAGGCGAAACGCCAGCAAUGAAAACGCAGCUUUCGCGCAGCAGAGCAAAAGACAAGAUAAAAGGCCACGGCAUAAUGUAUACCUGAGGAAUUUAGAAGAGGAAGAAGAAGCAGCAACAGAAGAAUCGGUCCGACCCAGCACGACGCUAGGGUGACCGAAAGGCCACAAACCUCAUUAGCGCAUUAGAAAGGAAUUUCAAAAUAACAUAACGAAUGACGAUAUGCUACAUAGACACCGACCUGUCUAUGCCACAAUGCACAUUCACAUACUACAUAUAUAUAUAUAUAUAUAUAUAUACUUUUAUAUAUAUCUCUAUUAUAUAAUAUACGUACAUAUUAUUAAUUAAUUAUAUACGCACGCCGAGGUACACGCAGAGGGAGAGGAUAAUCGAGGAAAGGAAGAACGGAAGCACACACCCACGUAUAAUGAUGAUUGCAUGCAUAAAGGAAAUAAUAAUAAUAAUUAAUCGAUAAUCAUCAUAGCGAACGCGGCGACGCCGCGCCGUCUCGCCGUUAAGUAAAUAGGGAUGGAAAAAAAAAAGAGAAAUGUGAGGAA
Molecule: messenger RNA, 16038 nt
Organism: Solenopsis invicta (red fire ant)
Lineage: Eukaryota; Metazoa; Arthropoda; Insecta; Hymenoptera; Formicidae
Gene: Imp
Product: insulin-like growth factor 2 mRNA-binding protein 1
Exons: 9
Coding region: 897-2852 (651 amino acids)
Biological process (GO): regulation of gene expression; nervous system development
Cellular component (GO): cytosol; cytoplasm; nucleus
Molecular function (GO): mRNA 3'-UTR binding
Source: RefSeq, a predicted model, not a curated record